This is a messenger RNA of Fusarium pseudograminearum CS3096, 1296 nucleotides long. RefSeq lists its product as uncharacterized. The record is from RefSeq and is a predicted model, not a curated record. NCBI's taxonomy places the organism in Eukaryota, Fungi, Ascomycota, Sordariomycetes, Hypocreales, Nectriaceae. The transcript has 8 exons. Bases 1 to 1296 code for a protein of 431 amino acids.
AUGGGCAACACUGUCAGUGUAGUCGAGGAUAUCGGUAGGGGGGCAUCGGAAGUCGUCAAACAGAUCGAAACUGGCGUUGGUGCUGUUGGUCAAAGCAUCGGUGAUGUCUUUUAUCCUGACAAUCCGAACCGAAGAGACCGCGUCGACCAACUUCAAAACGACAUUAAAGCGAUGAAGAACGAAUUUGAGGGUCUGAAGAAGACAAUGGAAAAGCAACUCCGAAGCAUACAAGACAAGCUAGAUGAACUGCUCAAAGCGAACAACUUCGAAAACUUUGACGAAAUGGAUGCACAUAUGCAGAAGACUUUGCAUCCCCAGCUCUUGGCAGAAUGGAAUGCAUUCAAACAGACGCUGAAUCGUGACAUCGCUAUCGAGAACAUGAUUCUGACAGCAACAGGACUAAUCACCAUCGCAGCAGGCUUCAUCGCCUAUGGGUUAGCAUUUUGUGGCGCGAUCACAUUUGCUUCUGCUGGAACAGCUUUAGAGAUUGUUGGUGCCGUUGCUUUAGUCCUCGUCGCUGUUUUUGCUAUCCUUGCCAUCGUGGAUGCCCAUCAAGAACGACAGCACUUGCAAGAUGCGAUCAGGAAGCUUGCCUUUGCGCGCGUUGAAGCGAAACAAGCUCUGGAACAGAUGCGCACCUACACCGGAUUCCUAGGAAGCUUUGAAAUGUUUCUUUCGAGUAAAAUACUCAGCAAAGAUCCGACCGACUUUAAUGAGUUUACCAAUGGAAGCUUUAUAACUUCGUUGGAAGCCAUUGUUUGGCCCAAGGUUGUACAGAUGCUGAGGGAACUGGAUGACAACCGAAAAGAGCGUGCUUGGAGAAACGAAGAUCCAGACGUGUGGUCGCCUGGAUCCGACCAUAUCGAUCGAGUGGCAGAAACUCUCAAGAAGUACAAGGAUAAUAAUCGGGCGACUACAGCAAAUUCUAUGCCAAUGGCGAAGAUGGCUGCAAUGCAGACUCUAAGCUUAGUUCCUGAGUCGUUCAACACGGCUUUCACUGAGCCAAACCUCAAAGUGCCUGCUGGCGAUGAACAGCCGCUUCUCGAGUUUGUUCAUGAGAAAAUGGCACCUGACGAGGUCGUCAAACCACAUCAAUUUCGUCUUAACAAUUUCGAAUCCUUUACGGAUUGUGUCUGUGAGGAUGUAAACAAUGGCGAGACCUGGCGCAUUCAUGCCAAGAUGGACAUGAAACCAUCCGCAUCACUCAACAUCAAGGAUGUCAGAUUCUCCAUCACCAACAUGACCAAGGGUAUAACUUUCAACGAUGCUAGGAUUAAUCUCCUUGGUUAUGCAUGA